Messenger RNA from Peronospora farinosa, 609 nucleotides. The record is from the annotation of a GenBank genome assembly. Lineage: Eukaryota; Oomycota; Peronosporomycetes; Peronosporales; Peronosporaceae.
AUGAAGAUGCGGUACACGAAUGCGCGAAUGACGAACAAUCGCGACGGGGGUCGUUAUGAUGUGCCGCUCUACUGUGCUUUUUCGAAAGAAGAAUCAGCGGUGUGCGACAAACUUGAUGUCGGAAACUACGUUGGCAAUGGCCUUGUCUACGCGGCUGACAGGUAUUGGAAUACAAGUGCUAAGAUUCCUCCUCAAGCUAGUGUUCUUAUGCUGAACAGUAAAUUGGACGCGGAGGCGCCGCAAAAAUUUGCUAAACAUUUGCUUAAAGAACUAGACGGUGACAAGAAGGAGUUGAUCACGUUUGAGUAUUCCGUGAAUAUGGCCACAAUGUUCACUCCAUUAGGCCAAAGUGGUGAAACGUGCGGCAUGAAGAUACUGGUAUCAUAUGUGACCAAUGACGGCGAUUUGGAGCGUGUUGACAAGUCUUGCGUCGAUGAGAUGCCCGCGUUCAGUAUGACUCCACUGCUUGAUUAUCAGCACUACUUUCUGAGCACGAAAGAUGCCUAUGACGGAGUGUACGAUAAAAGUCUGUAUGCAAGUGUUACCGGUCCAACCUCAAGCACAAGCUCAGCAGGACAGGUGCUUCAGCUUGAUGAGCACCAAAACUAA